Brassica oleracea var. oleracea is the source of this 2574-nucleotide messenger RNA. Its product is annotated as very-long-chain enoyl-CoA reductase-like. The coding region runs from base 1584 to 2432 and encodes 282 amino acids. The transcript has 8 exons. Gene Ontology annotation, molecular function: oxidoreductase activity, acting on the CH-CH group of donors. Gene Ontology annotation, biological process: lipid metabolic process. Lineage: Eukaryota; Viridiplantae; Streptophyta; Magnoliopsida; Brassicales; Brassicaceae. The record is from RefSeq and is a predicted model, not a curated record.
UUUCGUCUCCACUCUCCUCCACUCGCGCGUUAGUCAUAUCCUCGUUGCAUCGUCUCCGCCCGCCGCCGCGGUUCAACACUCUCCGGCCAACUUUAACGGGUACGAUUUGCUCUGCCUUGAGGGGCUUGCUCAAGCUCUUCGCGUUUUCAACAAGAAACAGAAGAUACCAUCAUAUAGGCUUGUGGACAUCGGGAGAGAGAAGAUGCUUAAAAUGAAUGUUAAAUCAGAUCAGGUGUGUAUGUAUAUUCCUGGCAACCAAAGUUCGUUUUGUUUUUUUAUUUCCCUUGUUGUUGUUGAUGUUUUUGCCUUUUGCAAACAUCUCAGAUUCUCCCUUAUGUUGUAUGUGCUGCUUUAUAGAUCUUCAGGAUAAGCUACAUCAGAAUAUUUGCAGGUAUAUGUUAGUGUCAGCUUCCAUAAAACUCUGUCUCUGAAUGAAUUCAGCGAUCUUCUCGGAUCUGAGGUUACUAGCACUACUUCCACUUGCUCGUCUAUGUUUUUCCAUGUGAAAUAUAGCUAACCAUAUAUGUCUCGCAGAGGUUUUCAUCUUUGGCACUUUUAGAUAGUGAUGAAUGUCUACACAGAGGUUAUGACAUGGCUACUAUGCUCCCACAAGGAAAACUUUGCAUUGCUAAAUAAAAGAGAUGAUAACUCGGCCGUUCUAGUUGCUAACCCGCGGUCUGCUGAUCUCGAGGUAAUCAGAUCGAGUCUCAUGCCUGGACUCUUGAAGACAGUUGGUUCUAACAAAGACCACCCUAAACCUAUCAAGAUUUUUUAAAUAGGUGAUGUGGCGUUAUUGAAUGAAACAAAAGACUGUAGGUGCAUCCAAUCGUCGCCAUCUCGCUGCACUACAUUGUGGUGCUACUUCUGGAUUUGAGCUUAUACAUGGCCUCGUCGACAGAAUCAUGGAAGUAAUGGGAGUCCCAUCUGUACAAACCGGUGACAAUACACAGGAUACUAUAUAAACCGCUCUCAGGAACCUGAGUUUUUACCUGGUAAACAAGCCAGCAUCAUUUACAAAGGGAAACAUGUUGGUAACUUUGGAAUCGUGCAUCCUCAGGUUUUGAACAACUUUGACAUCAUUGAUCCAUACUCUCUCGUGGAGAUCGACAUGGAAGCUCUCCUUUCUGUAUCUGUGCUCAACUGUUACAGUUAUCGAUUUUGUCUCUGUUCGAGGAUAAAAGAGGAUUAUUCCUACAAACUGUUUAAGCUUCUUCGCUCGGUGGAUUACAAUUUUGCAUGGAGAUAUUCUUUUCGUAUUUUAUUGAUUGAAAAAUGUUGAAAUAUUUCGAGAGAGAUGCUCAACUUUCCAUGUACACACACUACUGACCGAUGGAACAGGUUACACGUCAGUUCAUCGUAUUGCUUGCUUGGAGAAACAGUGUGAAGAGAAGAUGAGCUUUGUCCACGCACUACGCACCCACAAGUGGAGGUUUGGUGAGGUUUAGGUUUGGUUUGUUUACACAUUUUUUAUAUUUCUACUACACCACUGUGUGUGUGUGGGUCAUCUGAUAGAAACAGCAGCUAAUCAUAAAUGCAUCUAGUUACGUGUCGGCGUCUCAUUUGAUCAGAAAGUGCGGCUAUAAAUGGAAGAUAAUUGGAGAGGACAACAAUCAUCCAUGGAAAUGGCGACAAGUUUUCUUUAUCCACCGCCUCCGUCUGUUUUGCUCAAUACUAUGACCGUCGUUGGUUUAGCCGCUCUGCCGGUUAUAGGUCUGUCGGAAGUGAGAGGAAAUAAUCUGAAAUACUCCAAAUUCAACAACAACAACGCAUCAUCAUCAUCACAAAAACAGCGAUUCGGUAGCAUCUCGAGCAGAACCGGAAUGCUUUGUCUAUACACGCCAGCGUUUCUAGCCGCAUCGGCCUCUUUCGUCCUCUCACCUUCUCAAAAUCUCAGAUUCCUUCUUCUCAAAUCCGCACUCUCCAUCCAUUUCUUCAAAAGGAUCUUCGAGGUUCUGUUCAUUCACAAGUACAGUGGAGAGAUGGCCUCAGACGCAGCUUUCACCAUAUCAAGCGGCUAUUUCUCAUCCGCGGCGUUGGUGCUGUACAGCCAAAGCUUCGCCCUGGGACUACCCGAUCCGGGUUUGGAUCUGAAAUUCUAUGGGAUUCUCAUGUUUGUGGUGGGGAUCGUUGGGAAUAUGUAUCACCAUGUUCUGCUAGCUAAGCUGAGGAAAGAAGGUGACGGUGGUGGGAAGAAAGAGUACAAGAUACCAAAAGGUGGUCUGUUUGGUGAAGUCAUAUGUCCUCAUUACAUGUUCGAGAUACUUGUGUUUUGGGGCUUCUUUAUGAUUUCUCAGACCAUUUACUCGCUGUCUUUGGCCAUGUCAACUACUUUCUAUCUUAUGGGUCGGAGUUAUGCUACGAGAAGAUGGUAUCUUUCUAAGUUUGAUGACUUCCCCAAGCGCAUCAAGGCUCUCAUUCCCUUUGUUUUCUAGACAUAUAUUGCGACAACUGGAUACUGUUUUACUGGUUUUGUUACACGAGAGGGAAAAUAAAUCUCCUAUAUAUUAAUUAAAAAACAUUUGAAAAAAAAAUGUAAUCUCAAUUUUGUUUUAAUUAAAAAAUACUUUUUGCUUA